Aspergillus aculeatinus CBS 121060 is the source of this 1755-nucleotide messenger RNA. RefSeq names its product pentachlorophenol 4-monooxygenase. Bases 1 to 1701 code for a protein of 566 amino acids. The transcript has 4 exons. Gene Ontology annotation, molecular function: FAD binding. The record is from RefSeq and is a predicted model, not a curated record. Lineage: Eukaryota; Fungi; Ascomycota; Eurotiomycetes; Eurotiales; Aspergillaceae.
AUGUCCGAGACCAUUGAGACGGAUGUCUUGAUCUCUGGCGGUGGCCCCGUGGGUCUGCUUAUUGCUUACUCACUGGCACUACAGGGCGUGGACUCUCUACUCGUCGAACGACAUGACAAGGCCCACCAAGCGAUGUAUGGCCGUGCAACAACUCUCUACCCUCGUACCCUCGAGAUGUUCGAUCAGCUGGGUCUUCUCGAUGAACUGAAUCAAAUCGGUUACGUUGCGCGCAACAGCGUCACCUAUCGCAAGGGCAAGCGCGUUACCUCCCGAGGAUGGCACAUCAUGUUCCAGCGCACGUAUGGCACCUUUCUUGACUACUGCCUCAACAUCCGCCAGAAAUACUCCGAAGAGGUGAUUCGGGGCGCUUAUGAGAGCCUCGAAGGCACGCCCUACAUCGGCUGGAAACUGGAGCAUUACACGGUCGACGACGCUGCGAAGGAUGAUUAUAAAGUGACGGCGAAUGUCACAGAGGUCAGCUCGGGCAAGAGCCUGACGGUGAAAAGCAAAUACAUCGUCGGUGCCGAUGGCGGUCAUUCCCUUGUGCGUCGUCUCGCCAAUAUCCCCUUCGAAGGCGAUCAGACCGUGUUCAAGUGGAUUCGCAUUGAUGGCUACUUCAAGACCAACAUGCCUGAUGCCGAUGUGGGUUUCGCUUCAAUCGAAUCCGAGGCCCACGGCAACGUACUCUGGGUCCAGCUGGAUCAUGGCGUCAAGCGUAUCGGCUUCGCGAUGACGGCGGAGAUGCUCGCCAAAUACGGCGACAAUUUUACUCUUGAAGACGCCAAGGCGGAGGCCGUCAGAGCUAUGGCGCCUUUCUCACUGGAGAUCGAAUCUGUCGAGUGGUGGACCUUGUACGGUAUUGGCCAGCGAGUGGCAGAUCAAUUCUUCAACAACGAUCGAGUCUUGCUGGCCGGCGACGCGUGCCACACGCACUCGUCCGGUGCUGCUCAGGGUAUGAACACGGGUAUUCAUGACGCCGUGAACUUGUCCUGGAAACUGGCCGGCGUUGUCAGGGGCUGGUACGGCGCCGACAUGCUGCAGAGCUACGACACGGAGCGUCGUCCGGCCGCACAGUACCUGAUUGAGCUCGAUAAAGCUUUCUCGGCGACCAUCUCCGGCCAAGUUCCGGACAAGUACAAAGGGCACUGCAUAGACGCCAACGAGCUGUUCACCAAGCUCUUCGAUGAGACUAUCCACUUCAACAUCGGCCUCGGGAUCCACUACGACGAGAACCUGAUCAACAAGCCCCCUUCAGCGACUAUGAAUAAUGCGGGCUGGAGAGCUCCCGACGCUCUGGUCUAUGCCCCCGGCUCGCGCCUGCCCACCCGUCUCUUCCAUCUGACCAAGAACACCGGCGUCUGGUCCAUCCUGGUCUUCGCUGGACAGCCGGAAAGGACGAAGGCGACCCUGAAGACGGCCGUGGAGGAUCUGGGCAAGCUUCGCGUGGCAUUGCCCCCUGGGGCCGUUCGUCUCUUGACCCUGGUCUCGCAGGCUUGCAGCGGAGGUGACCAUGUCUUCGAGACUCCGAGAGCGGGCAAGCUGUACUACGACGCGGAACGGUCCGCUCAUACCGCCUACACCAUCUCCGACUAUAAUGGCGGUCUGGUGGUGGUGCGCCCGGACGGCAUCCUGGGCUUCGCGACUCACUUGGAUGAUGUAGAGGGUGUUGCCGAGUACUUCAGGGGCUUCAUGACGUACUGAGUGUGUGUAUUUGGAGAGCAGUGUCUUGUUUAUUUGGGUGUUUUUUUGUUCAAG